AUGAAACAUCUGAGAGACAUGCUGCACACGAAAUUAAGCGGCUGGGUUCAUGAUGUGCAAUCCGUCAGCGAGCAGAUGGCGUACUACAAAGUGGAAGAACACAAGAACAGGCCUGGGACUUAUAUACUUAGACGACCUCUGUUGAAUCAUGACCUACUGUCCUACCACGAGCGGUUCCUCUCCUUCAGGGACGACUUUACUGCGCUGUGCGGCGCUCGACAUCGACGGGCGUCACAAAUGUUUGGUCUCGCCGACGCACUGUAUUCCUUCUAUUAUUACAACUGGUUCUUCGACCUACAGUUUGUAGGUGACAUCGAGAGUUUAGAUGAGGAGUGGCAGAGGGAGGACAGAAGCAACGCCAUGCUCUCCGUGGACACUGACUGCGUGCAGCUGUUGGCGAACGCCCUCGACCACCCCACGUGUCCGCUGGAAGACCUGCCACCGGAAACCAAAGACCUGCGCGAGCGGUGCCGCGUGCAGCUGUGGGACGACAUGGUGCAGAGGUCGCCCCACGUACCCGUCACCAGCUACCUGGCCUACACGCAGAGGAUAAACGUCAACCUCUGCCUGCUGGCCUGGAUGACAGUCAACUCGUUCAGCCGUGGGCGUGUCCUUCUGUUGGACAUGUUCACGGGCGACGACGCCGGUGUCAAGGUGCUGGGACGCCUCCGGAUGUAUCGGACCAGAGAGAUGCUCAUGAACGGCGUCAUGUGA
Molecule: messenger RNA, 714 nt
Organism: Schistocerca cancellata (South American locust)
Lineage: Eukaryota; Metazoa; Arthropoda; Insecta; Orthoptera; Acrididae
Exons: 4
Coding region: 1-714 (237 amino acids)
Source: RefSeq, a predicted model, not a curated record